CCUGACUCCUGGUGAGGGCUGACAGUCCGGCCUGGGGACGCGGGGCUGCUGGCGGCGCCUUCACCUCCACCAUGGCUCGAAAUGCAGAAAAGGCCAUGACGGCCUUAGCAAGAUUUCGCCAAGCUCAGUUGGAAGAGGGAAAAGUGAAGGAACGAAGACCCUUCCUUGCCUCAGAAUGUACGGAGCUGCCUAAAGCUGAGAAGUGGAGACGACAGAUUAUUGGAGAGAUAUCCAAAAAAGUGGCUCAGAUUCAGAAUGCUGGUUUAGGUGAAUUCCGAAUUCGAGACCUGAAUGAUGAAAUUAACAAGCUGUUAAGGGAGAAAGGACACUGGGAAGUCCGGAUAAAGGAGCUGGGCGGUCCUGACUAUGGGAAAGUUGGCCCUAAAAUGCUGGAUCAUGAAGGGAAAGAAGUCCCAGGAAACCGAGGUUACAAGUACUUUGGAGCAGCAAAAGAUCUGCCUGGUGUUAGAGAGUUAUUUGAAAAAGAACCUCUUCCUCCUCCCAGAAAGACACGUGCUGAGCUCAUGAAGGCGAUUGAUUUUGAGUACUACGGUUACCUAGAUGAAGAUGAUGGCGUAAUUGUGCCUUUGGAACAGGAAUAUGAAAAGAAACUUAGAGCCGAGUUAGUGGAAAAGUGGAAAGCAGAGAGAGAGGCUCGGCUGGCAAGAGGAGAAAAGGAAGAAGAGGAGGAAGAGGAGGAAGAAAUCAACAUCUAUGCUGUCACCGAGGAGGAGUCGGAUGAGGAAGGCAGCCAGGAGAAGGGCGGGGAUGACGGGCAGCAGAAGUUCAUCGCCCACGUGCCUGUGCCAUCGCAGCAAGAGAUUGAGGAGGCUCUUGUACGAAGGAAGAAAAUGGAACUCCUCCAGAAGUAUGCGAGUGAGACCCUGCAGGCCCAGAGUGAAGAAGCCAAAAGGCUCCUGGGAUAUUAGUGCAGAGCUGGGGCUCUCCCUGGAGUCCAGAAGACUGUGUCCUGGACAGACUCUUCCUCCUGUGUCCCUUCCCGACCACUGCCCUUGGCUGCCUGAGGUCUCCUGCUCCUUUCUCACUCAUCCUUUCUUACCUCAUGUGCUGAGGGUAGGGAUCUAUCCCUGGCCCCCCGGGUAGGCUGUCUAGGUGCUGAACAUUUCAGCCAUCAGUUUUGUACAAAUAUUUUGCUACUGUAUGAAUCCAUUUAUUUUUAUUUUGGAAUGUAUAAAACAGCAUUUGCUAACUGGC
Messenger RNA from Otolemur garnettii (small-eared galago), 1215 nucleotides. It is a transcript of the gene ISY1, whose product is annotated as ISY1 splicing factor homolog. The transcript is spliced from 11 exons. The record is from RefSeq and is a predicted model, not a curated record. NCBI's taxonomy places the organism in Eukaryota, Metazoa, Chordata, Mammalia, Primates, Galagidae. The coding region runs from base 72 to 929 and encodes 285 amino acids. Gene Ontology annotation, biological process: generation of catalytic spliceosome for second transesterification step; mRNA 3'-splice site recognition. Gene Ontology annotation, cellular component: catalytic step 2 spliceosome; post-spliceosomal complex; post-mRNA release spliceosomal complex.